Paramecium pentaurelia is the source of this 801-nucleotide messenger RNA. Lineage: Eukaryota; Ciliophora; Oligohymenophorea; Peniculida; Parameciidae. The record is from the annotation of a GenBank genome assembly.
AUGUCAAAGUAAUGGUAAAUACAUUAGAGUGUGCAAGAGAGCUUAUGUUCUUCUUUAAAUAAAGAUGAAAUUCUUGAAGAGUUUUUAAACAUUUGCAAUGAUAUCUCUUAAGAAGAUCAAAAUAGUAUUAAGAGUUUGAAUUCAAAAAUAUAAACAAUAAAAAAACAUUAUGCUUAAUAGAAAUGUAGAAUUGAACAUCAAUUUAAAUACAUUUAAACAUUAUUAGAAUAAAAAAAGAAAGAGUUAAUGACUUUAUUAAAUACACAUGAAUAGGAAUUAGAUAAAACAUUCAAAAAUUUACUUGAUUAAGUAACUCAAAUAUAAUCUGUUACUUUUAAUAUAUAAAAUGAUAUUUUAAGUAAUAGAUAAGAAAUUCUAUCAGAAGUUGAUGAUGAUACAUUUCAUAAUAUUCUCUCUCAAUUUGAUUAAGAAAUUCAGAUGACUUAAAAAUACAAAAAAGAAAUUUUGUCAUCUAAAAUUACACUAAUUAUUAUUGAAGAGUGGACAUCACAUCAUUAAGAUGUAAUCAAAAGUUUACUCAAUUAAUGCAUAACUAUUAAAGAUUAUCAAAAACAAAUUGAAACUUAAUAAUCAGAAUUAAGUGCUUCAACCAGUAGUGAAAAAUUCUAAACUUCCAAUAGAUCCAGUCAAGAAUUUUCUAUGAAAUAAUAAACACCAUUGAUAGUAAGUUUUGAUUAAAAAUAUUUUCUAACUUAAAAAUAAACUGAGAUAUCAAAAUCUGAUUCUGAUAUGCAUGAUAGUUGUGAAUCUGAUUUUCUAAAAGAAAUGACAUAAUCCUGA